AUUUGACGCUGUAGUUACAAGUGCCAAGUACCGUUGAUCAUCUAGAAUGUCUUGUGUUUUAAUUGCAUGCGAAGAGUGACCUUUUUAGAUUUGUGCAUCAGUUUGCGCCGUACCUUUCCUUUCUCAUUUAAGUUUGAACCUUAAUACUAAUUAAAAUAACUUGCAAAUGCUGCAAGAUUGCUAUUUACUCAAUUCAUUCAAAAAGAGGUUAGACAGAGUUUUAAGUUUGCAUGUUUUUAAUGUUGACACUGGCCCUGGAGGUAAGAAAAAAAUAUUAAACCAAGGCAAGCAUGGCAGAAGUUUUGUUUCCAUGGAUAAUUAUUCCCUAAUAAUCUCUCACAGAUAGUGAACUAUGUAGGGUGGCUUCCAAGAAAUAUUUGCACAUAUUUAAAAAAGCAGCUAUUGCAGUCACUCAAGGUUAUUGAACAAUCAGUAACAGAUAAUUUGUAUGCAGUCUUGCAACAGCAACUCAUACUAACUCUGGGUAGUGUUCUCCAUACAGCCCUUAGAUCUUUGCACAUUGCUUCCUGAAAUGUGCUGACCGUAUAUGAUAGGCGUAGUGUUUGAGAAUGGUUGUGAACCUCUGCAGUGGCUAACCCAGUCGAACCUAAACUGCAUCGUGGCUUCAGUGCUUGUAGCCUGUUGCCUUGUGGUUGGAGAGCUUGCAGUUUUUUGCCAUAGGGAUGGCUCGGUUAAACGAAACUCUUGCUCUCUAGAGCAACCCUUCUCCAAAGAUGUGGGGCUGAAGCUGAGGGAGGCGUUGAAACAGCAGCUCGCCAUCAUCCAUGAGAGAGUGGAAGCCAGAAAGAUCGCCAAAAUGGCGCUGAUGGAGGUGAGGAACCUCAUAGCCAAGGAGGACCAAGAGAAGGCACUGGACAAGAAGAGGGAAGAGGCUGAGUUCAGGGCCAGAGAAAAAGCUGAUGCCUGGUUUAAAAAGGAGGGAGAAAGGAUAGAGAAGGAAGAGAUGGAGAAAGCUAUGGAGAGGGUCAAGAGAGAGAAAGAGGAGGCAGAGAAACUGGCAGCAAAGGAUGAGGCUAAGAAAGCAAAGAAGAUAGAGGGAGAUGAAGGAAAGAAGCCAGAGAGGGAUAAGAAAUCUCCGAGUAAGACUUCUGAUAGUGAGGGGAAAAAAGUAGAGAAGGACGGCAAAGGACCCAAAGAUGGCAAAAGUAAGACCUCAACUAAAAAGGCCAGCAAGACAUCUUAAAUGGGUUCAGAGUUGUGUCAGCUCUGUAAGAACCUUUCCGUGAUAUUGAAGAUUAUUCACAAUCCUGUGGCCUGGGUGCACAGUUUGUGGGGAUUUCAGUUGGCUGUAGCACCUAAAGUGUUGUGUCAAGUCUGUAGAGACCUUUCACCAAGGCUGGGAGUUUGAAACCUCAAGUCUCUGUAUGAGACGUUUGAUUGGUGUAGCUGCCUGCUUUAUGUAAAACGCAUGCUGUCCUCAAAGGAAAAAGGUUCUAUGAACAGCACGACGCAACGUGCUUAUCAUCAGCUGUAGUUCCUCUCUUAUGUUCUUUUAAUGAUUUAUUGUCGCAGACCGUAGUGGCUUGAUUUCACUCUGCUUAGAUUUCAGUGAAUUACAGUACUUGGAUGUGGAUACUGUUUCUAAUACACACAAAAAUGUGUUGCUUUUUAAAUGCAGUAGUACUUCAUUAAAAUCGGCCAGAA
This is a messenger RNA of Chanos chanos (milkfish), 1665 nucleotides long. RefSeq lists its product as uncharacterized. Lineage: Eukaryota; Metazoa; Chordata; Actinopteri; Gonorynchiformes; Chanidae. The record is from RefSeq and is a predicted model, not a curated record. The transcript has a single exon. Bases 548 to 1204 code for a protein of 218 amino acids.